AUGACGUGUUCGUCCCCCAGAAUGCCGGCAGCCGUCAGCUUUGGUCCAUCCGCCACCGUCACUUCCACGACAUCAGGCACCGUUCUCCCUCCCAGCUUCCACCCACUUAACACCCGCACUCCCCGGGACCGAGGAGCGCCGCCUUCGACAGGUUUGGUCUCCGAAAUGGCCCUCGGGCUUAACAGUUUACAGAGGAACAUGCUGGGUCAUAGUGCAUGUAGACCGCUCACCGGCGGACACCUGGCGGCCAGGGGAGGUCACUCGACUACUGGACCGACGUCUAACACCGCCAUUCCUUCACUCAACAGAGACCCUCCUCCAGAUCUGACACGCGCUACCAUAGCAUCCCUGAACUCCGCCAUGUUGCAGCAGCCGAUACCUGGAUGGAAUGGUCUGGGAUACUUUCCGAUGGUGCCGAUGGAAGCUUUGAACGCUGGUCAGUUGGCGGGAUUCGGACCUUGGUCUGCUAAGGAGCCGAUAAUUAAUAGAGACUAUCUAGAACUGGCCAUGUUAGUUUGUAAUACGUUCAGGGGCAAACUGUUCCCGUGCCCACACUGUCGCUACGUCACAGACCGGCGGAAUAACUUGAAGAGGCAUAUCGCCACCAUGCAUGAGACUUGUGAGAAAGUGCUGGAGUGCUGUGGUGUGGUUUUUCAAACCAAAGCCUCUCUCCGUGAACACAUCAUGAUAUUCCAUCACAACGGAUAUUCAUGCCCUUACUGCGGCAGAAGAUUUUGUAGAAAGGCCCUGCUGAAGCGCCACCUAUCGGUACACAGUGGGCGGAAGGAUUACAGCUGUCCACACUGCGACUACGCCACCAGUCACAAGAGCAAUCUGGAAAGACACAAAAAGAUUCAUGAUCGCUCAGCCAAAAUGCCAAUGGUGGAUUCCAAAACGGACUCGAAUGUUUUGUUCCUGGACGAGGAGGAAGUGUCUGUGUUAUCCAGUACCACACGCCAUAGGGAUUCUUCCCCUGCUCCGCCAGAUUCCACCGUCACGUGCUCAGCGAUCGACCUGUCGUCUGCUACAGACAGAAUGAUGGCGGUGAAUGACGUCAUGUCUGAAUCUGAGGACAGUCUAUCUGAAGAAGACGUGGACGUUGAAUGUGGGUAAAUUUUACUGAUCAGA
Liolophura sinensis is the source of this 1128-nucleotide messenger RNA. Its product is annotated as zinc finger protein SNAI2-like. The transcript has a single exon. The coding region runs from base 1 to 1113 and encodes 370 amino acids. The record is from RefSeq and is a predicted model, not a curated record. Lineage: Eukaryota; Metazoa; Mollusca; Polyplacophora; Chitonida; Chitonidae.